Molecule: messenger RNA, 675 nt
Organism: Penicillium waksmanii
Lineage: Eukaryota; Fungi; Ascomycota; Eurotiomycetes; Eurotiales; Aspergillaceae
Exons: 2
Coding region: 1-675 (224 amino acids)
Source: RefSeq, a predicted model, not a curated record
AUGUCAGAAUACAACUUUCCAUUCACAACCCCCGUGGAGCCAUACAUAGACCCACACUACGUCUCAUCCAGCCCGGCACCUACCAUGAACGGCUCUUCUCCUUCUCUCAUGGACAUCAACCGUCCUACCUAUCAGGCCUUUCCCCCUUCUCCUUCCUCUUCAACUGGAUCCAACCGUGUGAGCAAAGCGAAAAAGGGCAAGCGUGUACAUGAGUGCGAGUUUCCCGGUUGCAGCAAGUCUAUUGAGGAAAACACCCAAAUCGAACCAAAGAGCACUCCAGGGUCCCCUUUAGCUGCCUGCUCAAACUGCUUUAGCUGCCAGAGCGGCAGUGGACCUUGCACAAAUAACCAGCCCAUGUAUUCCUACUCUAAUACGAGCCAGGAACCUCUCUCAAGUGCUCCUCUUAUUUCUCCACAAUGUGUGACCUCGCAAAUGCCCGCCGGUUUCGAGACUAUAAUCGAUCAGUACAUGCGCAGCGUUCUCAGGCCCGAUGCUUUCCUUGCAUCUUCCCAAUCGAUUCCACCGCAAUCAUCAGGCACGAUUAGUCCUUCCUACUGGUCACCAAGCAUUGACCCACAAUUGCCUCCUUUGCAUUCGAUGGUACGUGACAAAAGUGAUGCUUCCGGAAAGAGAAAGCAGAAUAAGUUCCCAGCUGACUCUUCUCUAGGUGUUUGA